Musa acuminata AAA Group (dessert banana) is the source of this 1280-nucleotide messenger RNA. Its product is annotated as GDSL esterase/lipase At3g26430-like. NCBI's taxonomy places the organism in Eukaryota, Viridiplantae, Streptophyta, Magnoliopsida, Zingiberales, Musaceae. The transcript has 5 exons. The coding region runs from base 39 to 1199 and encodes 386 amino acids. The record is from RefSeq and is a predicted model, not a curated record. Gene Ontology annotation, molecular function: hydrolase activity, acting on ester bonds.
CUCUUUUCCAUUGCUUCUUCUCUCUCUCCUCCACACCAAUGGGCUCUCACCACAUUUCUCUUCUCGCCGCUUUAGUGGUACUCGGCUCCCAUCUCCCACUGCCGACUUCAGCUUCAUCCUCGCCCUGCGCCUUCCCGGCCAUCUUCAACUUCGGCGACUCCAACUCGGACACCGGAGGGCUGUCGGCAGCCUUCGGCGCCGUUCCACCGCCCAACGGGGAGACCUUCUUCGGCGCUCCGGUUGGGAGGUACUGCGACGGCCGGCUCAUCAUCGACUUCAUCGCUCAGGACCUCGGACUUCCUUUCCUCAAUGCAUAUCUUGACUCGGUGGGGACAAACUUCUCCCACGGAGCGAAUUUUGCUACAGCAGGAUCCACCAUCCGAAGACAAAACACAACCUUGUUCCAAACUGGUUACAGCCCUUUCUCCUUGGAUGUCCAGUCAUGGCAGUUUACACAGUUCAAGUCCAGAUCCCAACCAGCUUCCAAGAAAGGAGCCGUCUUCAAAGAUCUGUUACCUCCGCUGGAAUACUUCUCUCGGGCUUUGUACACCUUGGACGUCGGCCAGAAUGACCUCACUGCGGGCUAUGUCAGUAACAUGACCACCGAAGAAGUUAAAGCAACCAUCCCUGACAUCCUCACCAAAUUCACUGAUGUUAUAAAGGCUGUCUACGGGCUGGGUGGGAGAUUCUUUUGGAUCCACAACACAGGUCCUUUCGGUUGCCUGCCUUAUGUUCUUGACCGGUACCCUCUACGGGCACCUGAGGUCGACCAUGUCGGCUGCGGAGCUCCGUUCAACGAAGUGGCUCGCCUGUUCAAUUUAAAGCUCAAGGAAACCGUGAUGCAGCUCAGGAAGCGCUUCCCUCGUGCCGUGUUCACCUACGUCGACGUCUACACCGUGAAGUAUACGCUGAUAAGCCAAGCAAGGACGCACGGCUUCGAGCAUCCGCUCGUGGCGUGCUGCGGGCAUGGCGGCAAGUACAACUACGACAUCCACUGGGGGUGCGGAGCCACGGCGGUGGUGAACCACACCAAGGUGCUGAUCUCCAAGUCGUGCGAGGAUCCCUCCAAGAGGAUUUGCUGGGACGGGUAUCACUACACGGAGGCUGCGAACAGGUGGGUGUACGAUCAGAUUGUGAAGGGUGCGUUCUCGGACCCUCCAAUUCCAGUAACAAUGGCCUGUCGAAAGCAGAGUAACUAAGAUAAGCACUGUGCCGCUGCUCUGCUCCUAAUAAUGCUGCAUGAACGACAUUGAAUUAUAUGAUUAAGAAACCUUCAACCA